Molecule: messenger RNA, 1376 nt
Organism: Saccostrea echinata
Lineage: Eukaryota; Metazoa; Mollusca; Bivalvia; Ostreida; Ostreidae
Product: retinol dehydrogenase 12-like
Exons: 6
Coding region: 149-1120 (323 amino acids)
Source: RefSeq, a predicted model, not a curated record
GACGGACAUUGGACAAAGUUUGAAAUUGUUCUACGACAAAAAUAUAUUUUAAAUUGAAAUGAUAAUAGCAGAAAAAGUGCAUUAAUACAAAGAGAAACAAAUAAAGCAUUUUGCAUAAUGAUAAACAACUGAUAAAGCAUCGUCUGAAAUGGAAGUCUACAUUAUUGGCUUUUGUCUAUUUACUGUGGUAUUCCUUGCAGUAGUGAAGCUUUACCAAGUGUCCAUCAAAAGAGCUUUUAUAUCCAAUGUCAAACUUCAUGGAAAGACUGCCAUCAUCACGGGGGCAAAUACUGGAUUAGGAUUUUGGACAGCUCUUGAUUUAGCAAAGAGAGGAGCUCGUGUCAUUCUGGCGUGUAGAAACUUGCAAAAAGCAGAAGAAGCCAGGAAAAAAAUUCUGGAUGAAGUAGAUGUUGGAGGUGAUGUAGUCGUCAGACACUUAGAUCUGAGUUCUAUGAGGUCUGUGAGGCAGUUUGCUAGAGAGACAUAUGAACAGGAAUCCAGAUUAGAUAUUCUCAUCAACAAUGCUGCAGUUUCAGGUCUACCUGCAGUAAUUACAGAGGAGAGCUUAGAAUUUACUUAUGCAACAAACUAUGUUGGACCAUUUCAUCUCACAAAUCUUCUUCUAGAUUUGCUGAAGAAGUCUGUUCCCAGCCGGAUAGUGAAUCUGACGUCAGUAAUGAAUAUUCUGGCACACGUUGAUUGUGAUGACAUACAAGCAAAGAAAGGUUUUCAUCCUUAUGAUGCUUACAAGAACUCAAAGCUGAUGAACAUAUUGUUUACGAAAGAGCUUGCUAGAAGAUUGGAGGGAACAGGUGUAGCUUCUUGCUGUGUUCAUCCAGGAGUUGCAGCCACAGACAUUUUCAGAUGUUUAUGGGGCAGCAGUAUUUUAACAGCAUUUCUAGGACUAUUUUUUAAGACAGCUAAAGAUGGUGCACAAACAACUGUGUAUGCUGCUGUGUCAGAGGAAAUGCGGGAUGCCAAGGGAGAAUACCUGAGUGAUAGUCAGGUGUAUGACAGAACAAGGUGGAUAAACAAGGAAGCCUAUGAUGAAGGAUUGUGCAAAAAACUGUGGGAAACUACUGAGGCUAUUCUGGCAUCCAUUGAUUCAGACAGUCACUGAGUGAGAAAGGAAGAAAACAGACCUGCAGCUGAUUUUCGAAUACCUCUCAUUGUCACAUGUACAGUAUAGUUAUUUUUAGGGGAAAUCAAAUAAUUGCAAGUUACUAACAUGCAAUUUUAUGGUCAAUCCAGACUCUAAGAAAGUGAAGACAUGAAAAUAUGUUUUGAGAUGUCUUCAUCAGUUAUAAUUGAUUAAUCAGGUAAUUUUUUUUUUUACAAUUACUCAAAGGAAAUAGUUCUAGAAUGCAUACAAUUCU